AUGAUAGGGACACAGCAGAGCAAGACUCAUCCAUACAUCCACAGUGACCAGGAUCCUCAGUGUGCAGGCCUGCUGUGUUCCCAGAAAGUCAUCCAUCAUAGAACAUCUCUGUCUAACAGUGGACCAUCACAAUAUGUUGAUAGGUGCAGUCUGAUGGUCAACGAUAUGCAAGCACUGAAGAUGUUCAAGCAUCCACACCUGGUCAGUUCCUCUGAAGAUGGCAGACGGAUUUGCACAGAGAAAUCUGUGACACACAGCAGGGGAGAUAUGGUCAUUGCUGGAUUUUACCACCUCUAUUCUUGGGAAUUGUUCAUUCAAAACUUGAAUGACCCUACCCUGCAGCAACAGAACAUUCAGAUCAACUUAAAGAAAUACCAAUUGCUUCUCACCCUGCUGCUGGCUGUGGAGGACAUCAACAAGAAUCCCCAUCUGCUAUCCAACAUGACUCUGGGGUUUGAGAUCUAUAGUGCACAUUACUCAGGGACUGAUAUGUUAGAGGAUCCUUUCACCUGGUUGUCUGGGAAGAAUAAAAACAGCCCUAAUUACACCUGCAGAAGAGACAGCAAAGCUAUAGCAGCACUCACAGGAACCCCAAGCACAUUUGUCCCAAUAGGGACACUGCUGGACCUCUACAAACUUCCACAGUUCACCUUUGGGUCUUUUAAUCCUCUUCUGAGUGACCAUGGAACGUUUGGUACUGUCUAUCAGAUGGCUGCCAAGCACUCAGGUCUAGCCUUGGCUAUGGUCUCUUUGAUGGUUCAUUUCAGCUGGACCUGGGUGGGACUGUUCAUCACUGAAGACAACUAUGGUAUGUGGUUCCUCUCAGAAUUGAGAGAAGAGAUGGACAAGAGUAGAGUCUGUUUUGCAUUUGAGAACAUAAUCACUUACAGUGUCCUUUCAGAUUUCUCAAAUGAUCUAUCGAUGCAGCACCAGCUAAUGGACUCAUCAGCCAAGGUGAUUAUCAUAUAUGGGGACAGUAAAUUUCUACUAAGCUUUAUUCUUAAAUUUAGGCACAUUCUAAUUACAGGCAAAGUCUGGGUCCUGAACUCACCCUAUGAUGAUGUGACUAUUUCUAAGAAACAUUUUCUCAUUGACCCUUUCCAUGCACCUCUUAUCUUCUCUCACCAUCAUAGAAGCACUUCUGGGUUCACCAAUUUUAUUCUCAAAGAGACCUUCUCCAAGAACUCAAGAAAUAACUCCCUUCCCAUGUCAUGGAUUCAGUCUGUUUAUUGUGUCCUGAUUAAGUCUGACUGCAGAGACAUGGAGAACUGUUCAUACAAUGCCACACUGCAAUGGUUGCUGAGGCACAUUUUUGACAUGACCAUGUCCGAAGAGAGUUACAAUAUCUACAACGCCGUGUAUGCUGUGGCCCAUGCCCUCCAACAGGUGUUUCUUCAUUACAUGGAAGAGCCACAAGUUCACAAUGGGCAACCCAGGGCAUUUCUCUCUUCACAGCUGCAUCCCUUUUUGAAGAAGAUCCAAUUUACCAAUCCUGUUGGAGACCAAGUGGUUUUGAAUGAGGAAAGGAAAUUGGAGGCAGAGUAUGACAUUAAGAGCUUUUGGAAUUUUCCAGAAGGUCUGGGACAAAAGGUGAAAGUUGGCGAGUUUUCUCCAUCUAGGCCACAUGGUCAACAACUGAUUUUGUUUGAAAAUCUGAUAGAGUGGCCCAUAGGAAUUACCAAGACUCCUCAGUCUGUCUGCACUGAUAGCUGUGGUCCUGGAUUCAGGAAGGCCUCUCUGGAGGGAAAUGCUACCUGUUGCUUUGAUUGCACUCCUUGCCCAAAGAAUGAGAUUUCUAAUAUGACAGACAUGGAGCAGUGUGUCAGGUGUGCAGAUCAUCAGUUUGCCAACACCCAGAGAAACCUCUGCCUGAUGAAAACUGAGAACUUCCUUGCUUAUGAAGACCCCUUGGGCCUGGCUCUAGCCUGCACAGCUUUCUGCUGCACUGCACUCACAGCUGCUGUUCUUUGGGUAUUUAUCAAGCACCAAGACACCCCCAUUGUCAAGGCCAAUAACUGGACCCUCAGCUACAUCCUGCUCAUCUCCCUCAUCUGCUGCUUCUUCUGCUCCUUGCUCUUCCUUGGCCGUCCCCACACAGCUGCCUGCAUCCUCCAGCAUACCAUAUUUGCAGUGGUCUUCACCGUGGCUGUCUCCACGGUCUUGGCCAAGACCAUCACUGUGGUUCUGGCCUUCACUCUCACUGCUCCAGGGAGACACACGAGACAGUGGCUGCUGUUCUGGGUUCCUAACUUCCUCAUCGCCAUCUGCACUCUCAUCCAGGUGACCCUCUGUGGCCUCUGGCUGCGAUUCUCUCCUCCCUUUGUGGACACAGAUGCACAAUCUGAACAUGGUUACAUCAUCAUCCUGUGCAACAUGGGCUCUCUCACUGCCUUCUAUUGUGUCCUGGGAUAUCUUGGCUCUCUGGCCCUGGCCAGCUUCACUGUGGCUUUUCUGGCCAGAAACCUGCCUGACACCUUCAAUGAAGCCAAAUUCCUGACCUUCAGUAUGCUGGUGUUCUGCAGUGUGUGGCUCGCCUUCCUGUCUGUCUACCAAAGCACCAAGGGGAAGGUCAUGGUGGCCGUGGAGGUCUUCUCCAUUUUGGCCUCCAGUGCAGGCCUCCUAGGCUGCAUCUUUGCCCCCAAGUGCUACAUCAUCCUGAUAAAACCUGAGAGAAAUUCUUUCUCCAGGUUCAGGGAGAGAUCACUUUCUAGAAGAAAUAAACAUUAA
Molecule: messenger RNA, 2727 nt
Organism: Dipodomys spectabilis (banner-tailed kangaroo rat)
Lineage: Eukaryota; Metazoa; Chordata; Mammalia; Rodentia; Heteromyidae
Product: vomeronasal type-2 receptor 116-like
Exons: 7
Coding region: 1-2727 (908 amino acids)
Biological process (GO): G protein-coupled receptor signaling pathway
Cellular component (GO): membrane
Molecular function (GO): G protein-coupled receptor activity
Source: RefSeq, a predicted model, not a curated record